AUGGUUGCCCGGAACUUGUGCAGUCCAAGGAUUGCACUUGAGAAGAGCUGGUGGGAGCACUUGAUGGACUACGCCCUGAUGGCGUUUCCUGCUCAGGUGACGCCGCUGUUGCAAAUGCACCGUGACGCGGGCGACGAGUCAUUGUGGGACAUGUUGCGCAGUGCUCUGCCCAACCUCAACAGGAGGAGGAGGAAGGCGCUACAGCAGUCAAGGCGUUGGAUUGUCCACUUGUUUGCAGGCCCGCGCCCUCAUAAGACCUUUGCACGGCUUGAGCGUGAUGGCACAGUUGUGUUGGAGCUUGAUGUGACUCAGUGCGCAGCGCAUGAUUUGAACCGUCUUUCACUUUGGGCACUCCUGCUUAAAGCGGCGAGGGAUGGGCGCAUUGCAGCAGUGAUUGGUGGCCCUCCUUGUCGCACUAUGUCUGUUCUCCGGCAUAAACCUGGAGGCCCAAGGCCAGCAAGGUCCCCUAGUGAGCCGUAUGGGUUGAGCGAUCUCAGUGCUAGUGAGCGUGCGUUGGUGAACAAUGACACGGGGCUGUUUGCUCGGAUGUUGUUCUUGCAUGCAACAGCGACGGCCGGAAGGCGUGUCCAUCGUCAGUCCGUGCACCAUUCGUCGCAGGUGGCAUUCUUACUCGAGCAACCUCAGCCUGUUGAUCGCUAUCUUCCUGUUGGCCAUUCGUUGGUUGGUGAGGUUCCCUCGUUUUGGCACACAAACUUGUGGCGUGCAUAUGCAUUAGAGGCAGGUCUUUUCGAAGUCGAUUUUGACCAAGGUGCCCUAGGACACGCAACCACAAAGCCAACCACCAUCGGCACCAACCUUCCUGACCUGAGGGGCUUGCACGGCCUCCGGAAGGAGUGUCCUACACUGGCAUGGAAAGGCGACUCAAAGGACUUAGCCGCGUGGGCGCCGCAGUUUGUGCAAGCUGUUGUUCAUGCGUUGCAAUGUUGGCCCCGCUACCAGCUAUGCCGCAUGACGCCCGAGGUUGAUGGGUUCGAUGAUCCUUCACUCCACCCUGGCGGGGAGGACGAGUUAGCCGACGUUGUUGUGGAAGGCCCGCCGGAGCCAGAGCACCUCCCUGACGGGAAGGUUGUGCUGCCCGAGGAAGAACACCCUUGGGAAAGGGCCAAGUGUGAGUUUGAAGCUCCGCCAGGCCUAGCUAGGUUGGUGUUUGUUGUUCCGCUGCACACAAACAAGAGCGAGGCAGUGCUAGAGGCGCUACAACAAGUGUUCCUAGAACUUCGCUCAUUGAACCUUCCUGUGCUGCGCUUCCACUCGGAUAGAAGUCGGGAGUUCUUUAACAAAAGGACCCGAGCUUGGUUUCACGAGCACGGGGUGCGUACUACCACAGCUGAAGGAGAUACGCCGCAGCAAAACGGAGCAGCUGAGAACACCAUCCGCUGGUUAAAGGCUAGGGCGCGCACGCUCCUCGCCCAGGCCGAAGUUGGAACAGAGCUGUGGGCAUGUGCAAUGGCCACUGCGGUAUCGCAGCAACGUGCGCAACAGCUUGGCCUCAAGUCCAAGCUUGCAGCUCCGUUUGGGGCACCGUGCUCUGUGAAACUUAAGUUUUACGGACCUUCUAGGGGUGACUUAGGGGAUAGGUGGGUAGAUGGUAAGUACAUGGGGUUGUCGCCUUCUGUGAAUGAUGGCCACAUUGUCCUACGCAACGACGGAGUGGGCAACGGCUUCCUGCAAACGCUCCAUGUGCGCUCACGCCUCCAUUCGCCAGAGAUGCCAGACCGCGUGUUUGAGGGCGAUGUGAGGGAGCCUGCGCCGCUCGAGCCGGCAAGGCGUGUGCGUGGGAAGUCCGAGCCAGCACUUGGCGAGCCACCUCUGCCGCCGCCUCCUCUUCCACCGCCGGAAGGUGAGCGCGUGCCCGUGCCUGCAAGUCGCACUCGACUCCGUGGGAAGUCAAGCCCUGCAGUUAGCAAGCCUUUGCUGUUCCCACUGCCUGACGGUGAGUGUCCGCCUAAGCAAUGUGAAGCCGUUAAGGAGGAGUUUAGGGCUAGUCGGUUUAGUGUUGUGGACCUUGAGGGUUUCGCAAAGGAGUUACUGCUUGAAGACUGGGACCUUGAAGAGGCCAUGUGGGUCUUGGUCCAGUUCAGCCGUCUGCAGUCUCUUAAGGCCGGCCUUUACCGACACGGUGGUGUAGUAGGCACCAUGAGUGCAACAAACUCUUACCCCUGGCUCACAGAGCUGAUGGCCGCGACGCUCCUGUCUGCAAGUCCCGAGGCCGAGUUCACAAGUCUUUGGCUGUCCAAUACGAACCCCAUGUCCUUGCACGCAGACCACAACAAUGUAGAAGGGUCUGUCAACGUAGUCUUUCCACUCAAGCUCCCUCCUGAUAUCCACGGCUCUGUCGAGCAACGGGUUGACGGUACAGGAAAGAAGUGGUUGGGCACAACGCACAGCUUGCAGAGAGGCAAGCCCUUCUACUUGGACCCCAAACGCCGUCAUGCUACUACCCCUUUUGAAGGUGAAAGGGUUGUGCUCGUAGCCUACACCGUUAACACCUUAGGGAAGGUGCCAGAGUCUGAGCUCCAAGCCCUCGAGUCCUUAGGCUUUCCGCUCCCUGCUUCAGCACGCUUGCCACUCACAACGCAGCAAGCUGUCAGGCACUUGGACGUGUUUGACAUGUUCGAGGAGGGUCCCUUAGAGCUAGCAGGUGAAGACUGCCCGAAGAAAGUAGAGAAGGGUGGGGGUUGGAAAGAGACUCAGAAGGUAGAGGCUGGAACUGUAGAGCUAGAGGUCUCGUGGAAACUCAAGCACACUCCGGUGCAGCACGAGCAGACACCUUGCGUUCUGCAGACCCUGGAGCCAAAACCCCAUGCGCAGGUCGAGGAGGAGUCCUGGCCAGAACAGCCUGUGCAGUGGGAGCUGUGGCUUCCAGACCCCCAAAGUGGCCAGCAACUGUGUGCACUCCGGUCUGACGACCUGGACCUGCGUCUUUGCAAGUCCGAGCCAGCGUACACUCCAGACAUUGAACAGCUGCUCAGUGGUUUAACUGAACCACUGCAGAUAGUUCAUACUGUCGACCCGCGAGAGGCGGAAAAGCACAGUGAAGUGUGGAUCCCGUCAAUCCUGAAAGAGAUCGGGGUCAUAGAAAAAGCUGUGCACCGUUUGCCGCCUAGCGAGGUGCGCAAAGGGAACUGGCUUCACCGCACUGACGUGAGGGUUGUGCCGGCAAAGCUGGUUUUCACUGUUAAGCCUCCUGACGUGCAAACCACCGCGCCCGGGAACGGGGAGCACGCAACCCAGGCAAGCUUGUUCAAACGCAAGGCGAGGCUUGUUGCGUGUGGAAACCAUGCCCCUUCCACUGGCACCGAAAUAUACGCGUCAGGUGCUGCAGCAGAGUCACUUCGUUGUUUGGUUGUCAUUAGCUCUAAGAGGGGUUGGAUGCUAGGCAUCUUGGAUGUAACCUCAGCGUUCCUCCUCACGCCCAUUCCCCAGGGUGACGGGUUCCCUGUGUUUGCCCUAACGCCGCCGCGCUACCUUGCGCGGCAAGGUCUUGCGCAGGAGGGAGAGCUUUGGAUCCUCACACACGCCGUCUAUGGACUCAGGGAGUCACCAAAGCUGUGGUCAGACUUUAGGGACUCUCAGCUUCUUAACCUUAGAUGCGUGGUCAACGGGGUUGAGCUGCAGCUACUCAAGGGCAAGUUAGACACGAACUGGUGGCGCAUCGUGCAAACCAGUGAUGGUCAAGUCGUGGGAGGUUUAAUCACCUACGUUGAUGACUUCCUACUUGCUGGAUGUGUUGAAGUCAUCAAGGCUCUCGCCAAGGCCAUCCAGUCGAUCUGGAAAACGACGCCCCUCACACUUGCCACGCCGCAGCAGCCGUUAAGGUUUCUAGGGGUUGAGAUCCUAGUGCAGGGUUUAAGGUUUGUUCUGUCGCAGCAGGCCUACGCAGAGGAGCUGCUACGCCUCAACAAUGUCAAGCCCACUGCGCUGGGGAAGAUCCCUUGCCCAAGAGACUUGGUGUCCUAUGACACUCUCCUGACGGAUGAGGCGCCCACCGAGGAGUCAGUUCGUACAGCCCAGAGGCUGACCGGAGAAAUCUUGUGGCUGAGCCAGCGAACGAGGCCGGAUCUCGCGUUCACCGCUUGUGUCCUUGCUACGUUGAGCACAAAGGCGCCCGAAAGGGCUGCACGCAUCGCUGAAAGGGCACUUGCGUACGUGCAGCAAACCAAGGCCUUUGCUCUCACUGCUGACGCAGAUGACACGGGCUUAGUUGCAUACAGCGAUGCCUCUUUUGCGCCAGAUGGCAAUCGCUCGCACACUGGUUGGGUUGUCUUCCUCUACGGCUCUCCUGUCUGUUGGCGUUCCGCUAGGCAGUCGUUUGUCACACUCAGCACUGCAGAGUCCGAGCUCGUCGCAGGACUUGAUGCCGUCGUUGCACUGCAGUCAGCAGAGGCCACGCUGGGUGAGUUUGGGGUCUUUAACUUGGGUACGCCAACUCUUUGCGAGAGCAGUAUGAGGAUCCUCGAGCUCGCAGCCAUUUGGGGUUUGUUCGAGCACUGUCCAGAGGACCCCCGCCAAGCGGAAGCUGUGGCUGCCGACCUGCCUACCCACCCUCAGUAUCCGCAGAUCAAGUUGCUUUUCCUAUUGCUUGCAAUGGUGCAGAUCCAAAGUGCCAAGUGUCAGCCUGAGCUCUUAGAUGAAGAGGAGGGAGAUGUACAUCAGGUUGAAUUAAGUACGGAUCUCAUGUUCAUCUUGCUUGUGGGUUUUGUUGGCAUUGGCUUUAUUGCCGUGUGGGAGCUUGCCAAGUGGUGCCUGAGACGCCACUCUCUUUGCCGAAUCCACAGCACUGCCAAGCAGAGGAAAUUGCAACGCCUUCGUGACCGAACGGCCCGAGCAAUCGAGGCCGAACUUUCCGCACGCAGGCCAUCGGCUGAGGGAGCUGAGAGGGCGUUUGGCGGGUGCCCCAGUAAUGGGCACUGCGGGCUGCAGAUAGGCAUGGCUUACAUGGCACUGUACAGGAACCGCUCGUACGGCCCCGACCGCAGCACAAAAACUGGCGGCAUCUCCUUGCGGGCAAUAUGCGUGUGGGAGGCAUUAAACACCGCUGCAUCCCUGUACAAGCCAAACACCCAACACCCCUCCAAGCCUGACCUCAUCCUGGCCUUCAAGGCGCAAUGGUCCAUGUUUCAGUGGCUACUUAUACAUCAGGACAGCUUGGCGAGUAUGUGCAACUGA
Messenger RNA from Symbiodinium natans, 5190 nucleotides. Lineage: Eukaryota; Dinophyceae; Suessiales; Symbiodiniaceae. The record is from the annotation of a GenBank genome assembly.